This is a messenger RNA of Camelina sativa (false flax), 720 nucleotides long. RefSeq lists its product as uncharacterized. Lineage: Eukaryota; Viridiplantae; Streptophyta; Magnoliopsida; Brassicales; Brassicaceae. The record is from RefSeq and is a predicted model, not a curated record. Gene Ontology annotation, molecular function: calcium ion binding.
UUUCUUAUCUUCUUCACCGACUCGUCAUUAGUCAUUAUAAUCGAGAAAAUAAAGUUUAAAAAAAAAAUCGAAGAAGAAGAAAAAAAAAUGGGAGUAGUAGUGAUCGAUGGAUCAACGGUACGAUCAUUUGUGGAAGACGAAGAGCAAUUCAAGAAGAGCGUCAACGAUAGGUUCGCGGCUUUGGAUCUGAACAAAGACGGCGUUUUAUCGAGAUCGGAGCUACGAAAGGCGUUCGAAUCGAUGAGGCUGCUUGAAUCGCACUUCGGAGUUGAUGUGGUGACUCCUCCUGACGAGCUGACGAAGCUCUACGACUCGAUCUUCGCGAAGUUUGAUACGGAUCAGAGCGGUUCAGUGGAUCUAGAGGAGUUUGGAUCGGAGAUGAAGAAGAUCGUGCUUGCGAUCGCUGAUGGGCUCGGGUCUUGUCCGAUUACGAUGGUUUUGGAUGAUGGUGAGGAUAAUAUCUUGAAGAAAGCUGCUGAUUUGGAAGCUUCUAAGCUUCAGAAGAAGGCUUCUUCGUGAUCUUUUGAAAUUGAAAGUAGUGUGUUUCGUCUUUGUGGUUGUGUUCACUUGUGUUUUUGAUGUAAGCGAGAGUUUGAUUAAUAAAAAAUAGACUUUGAAUUUGUGAGAUUUUGAAUUGUUUGUGAUGCAAAUUUGGAUUGAGUGAGUCGGAAGAUUGUAAAUAAGACUUGAUUGAAUAAAUUGGAAGAUGACAUUUAAUCA